Messenger RNA from Colletotrichum higginsianum IMI 349063, 3429 nucleotides. Its product is annotated as cytochrome P450. The transcript has 8 exons. Gene Ontology annotation, molecular function: heme binding; iron ion binding; NADPH-hemoprotein reductase activity. The record is from RefSeq and is a predicted model, not a curated record. Lineage: Eukaryota; Fungi; Ascomycota; Sordariomycetes; Glomerellales; Glomerellaceae. The coding region runs from base 1 to 3429 and encodes 1142 amino acids. Gene Ontology annotation, cellular component: cytosol.
AUGCCCUUACCCAGACUCGAAAAGCCCAUCAUGUCGUCCAUCACGAAUCAGAAGCCUCCUCCCGCAAUCGAGAGCCCUCUACCACCACUCCAUCACGAGAAACGCAAAAGAAUCUUCAGCCUGUCCCGACGGUCUUCCACGAGGAAGAGCUUGAGCAGUAUGCCAGGGGAAAUCGUCGACAUCCCGGAGCCGCCUCGCGUGCCCGUCCUGGGACACGUGACGGAGAUCGACCAGGAAUACCCCCUGGGGUCGUUUUUGCACCUCGCCAACAAGUAUGGCCCCGUCUACCGGCUGGAUCUUCUUGGCACCAAGAUGGUGGUUGUCAGCACCCAGAAGAUGGUGGACGAGUGCUGCGACGACAAACGGUUCAAGAAGUCCAUCGACGGCGAACUCAAUGAACUACGCGCUGCAGUUCACGAUGGCCUCUUUACAUCCAAAGGCGUGGAAGAAGAGAACUGGGGCGUGGCCCACCGAGUCCUCAUGUCGGCUUUCGGCCCCCUCGCCAUCAGGGACAUGUUCGACCCCAUGCACGACGUGGCCGGGCAGCUCGCGAUGAAAUGGGCCCGCCACGGGCCGUCGACGCCCAUCAACAUCGGCGAGGACAUGACGCGGCUCACGAUGGACACGGUGGCGCUCUGCACCAUGGGCUACCGCUUCAACUCGUACUACCGCGAGGACACGCACCCCUUCAUCAAGGCCAUGUACGCCGUCAUGAAGGAGGCCGGCGACAAGACGCUGCGCGUGCUCCCCCAGGUCUUCUACUCGAAGCAGGACAAGCGGUACAGGACCAACAUCGACACGCUGCGGUCGACGGCGCGCGAGGUCCUCGAGGCCAGGCGGCUGGACCCGGACGGCGCCAGCACGCGCAAGGACGUCCUGACGGCCAUGCUCAACACCGUCGACCCCGUCACCGGCCGCAAGAUGACGGACGAGAGCAUCAUCGACAACCUCAUCACCUUCCUCGUCGCCGGCCACGAGACCACGGCCGCCACCUUCACCUUCACCAUGUACUGGCUGCUCAAGAGACCCGAGGUGUACCGGAAGGUCCAGGAAGAAGUCGAUACCAUCGUGAGCGACGGGCCUCUCCGGGUGGAGCACGUCCCCAAGCUGAAGUAUCUGGCUGCGGUAUUACGAGAAGUCCUCCGUCACAGCGCCCCGAUCCCGGCCUUCGCCCGCGAGGUCCAAGGGAACGAGGCGGUCAUCGGCGGCAAGUACCGCGUCAAGGCCGGGGAGCAGAUCGUCUGCUUCCUGGCCAAGUCGCACCUCGACCCGGCCGUGUUCGGCGACGACGCCGAGGAGUUCCGGCCCGAGCGGAUGCUCGACGACAACUUCGACCGGCUGAUGCGCGAGUUCCCCAACUGCUGGAGCCCCUUCGGCACGGGCAUGCGCGGCUGCAUCGGCCGCGCCUUCGCCUGGCAGGAGAUGGUGCUCGCCUUUGCGCUGCUGAUGCAGAACUUCAACUUCGUCAUGAACAACCCGGGCUACGACCUCAAGGUCUCCCAGACGCUCACCAUCAAGCCCAAGGACCUGUACAUCCGCGCCAUCCUGAGGGAGGGGCUGACGCCGUCUCUGCUCGAGGCCCGGAUGACGGGCUCCCUCGUCGGAGGAGGCCCGGCAGCGGCGGCGGCGGCGGCCCAGCACAGCACGAACACCAAGGGCAAGGCGGCCAACGGCGGAUCCGGGCAGGUGAACGGAAGCAAAAAGGGCGCCAACCUGGCCGUCUUCUACGGUUCCAACUCGGGCACCUGCGAGUUCAUGGCCCAGAGACUAGCCAGCGACGCCGUCUCGCACGGCUUCUCCGCCACCGUCGACUCCCUCGACGCCGCCAGAGAGUCUCUGCCGACCGACCGGCCGGUUGUCAUCGUCACCUCGUCGUACGAGGGCGAGCCGCCUCACAAUGCCGCGCUCUUUGUCGACUGGUUAACUAAUCUGAAAGGAAAGGAACUCGAGAACGUUUCCUACGCUGUAUACGGUUGUGGCCAUGCCGACUGGGUCAAGACUCAUCAACGGAUCCCCAAGCUGGUCGACGUCUCCCUCGAGGAACACGGCGGCCGCAGAAUCACCCCGAUCGCCACGACCGACGCCAAGGACAGAGACAUGUUCUCCGACUUUGAGACCUGGGAAGAGGAGACCCUAUGGCCCGCGCUCAAGAAGGACUUUGGCGGCCGGCCGGCCGGAGAUGGAGACGGAGACGACGCCGGCAGCAUCCCCGACGCGGGCCUCUCCGUGUCCUUCUCGACGCCGCGGACCUCGACCCUGCGCCAGGACGUCCGGGACGCGCUCGUCGUCGGCUCCCGCAUACUCGCCGGCGGCGGCGCCCUGGGCCCCGUCAAGAGGCACAUCGAUGUGCAGCUCCCGUCCGACAUGCGCUACUCGGCCGGCGACUACAUGGCCGUCCUGCCGCACAACCCCAAGGACACCGUCGCCCGGGUCAUGCGGCGCUUCCACCUGACCUGGGACUCGCACGUCACCAUCGAGGCGUCCGGUCCGACGACGUUGCCGACCGACACCAGCAUCCCCGUCUCUGACGUGCUGAGCUCCUACGUCGAGCUCUGCCAGACGGCUUCCAAGAGGCUUUCCCGGGACGAAAGCAUCAUCCGCAAGCUGCAGCACUUGGCAUCUGACGGUUACGACGCCGAGAUCAGGGACAAGAGGCUCUCGGUUCUGGAUAUCGCCGAGCAGUUCCCCUGCCUGGCGAUCCCGUUCAACCACUUCCUCCUCAUGCUCCCGCCCAUGCGUGUUCGCCAAUACUCGAUAUCCUCCUCGCCCCUCGUCGACCCGGGCGUCGCCACCCUCACCUACGGCGUCCUCGACGCUCCGGCCUUGUCCGGCCAGGGCCGCCACAUCGGCGUCACCUCGUCCUACCUCUCGAGCCUCACGGCCGGCGACCGGCUCCAGAUCUCGAUCCGCCCCGCGCAGGGCGGCUUCAAGCUGCCCGUCGACAUGGACAAGACGCCCCUCCUCUGCGCCGCGACCGGCACGGGCCUGGCGCCCUUCCGCGCCUUCAUCCAGGAGCGCGCGACGCUCCUCAGCAACGGCCGGCGGCUCGCGCCCGCGGUCCUCUUCUUCGGGUGCCGCCACCCUACCGCCGACGACCUGUACCGCGACGAGUUCGACGCGUGGGAGGCCGCCGGCGCCGUCACGGUGUACAGGGCCUACAGCCGCCGGCCGGACGCCUCGCGCGGCUGCAAGUACAUCCAGGACCGCGUCUGGGCGGAGCGCGAGCUGCUGUACGACCUCUGGGACCGCGGCGCGCGCAUCUACGUCUGCGGCUCCAACAAGGUGGCCGAGGGCGUCAAGGAGGUCAUGCUCAGGGCCGCCAGGGAGAAGAGCGAGAUCGACGACGGGAAGCCCAUGUCCGAGGAGGAGCUGGAGGCGUGGUUCAACGGCAUCCGGAACGAGCGGUAUGCCACCGAUGUGUUUGACUAG